Molecule: messenger RNA, 2489 nt
Organism: Somion occarium
Lineage: Eukaryota; Fungi; Basidiomycota; Agaricomycetes; Polyporales; Cerrenaceae
Source: the annotation of a GenBank genome assembly
GUACUCAACGUUCGUUUACUGUGACGCGUUUGCAACCACCCCAACUUCGAAUGUUGUUUUGGCCGAAGUCUCCAGUCCAUCUGGAGAAUGGAAUCAUUUAACACAAAGAUGAGUUGUUUAAAAAUGUUACACUCUCCGAUCAAAUAGAUCUCAGUCCUGCUCAAGGCUCUUUCACCGCAACAUGGAGAUUUUAUAGAGCAUGACGAACGUUCACAUGUCAACUCUCUGUUAAAGCUCGUGUUUAUGUUCGUCGUAUUUGGUGGUCAUGUUUCUAUAGGUUCCACGGAACUUUGCGUCAUGCAUGAUCUCAAGCGUGGCAUCGUUGCGAACUUCUUUUAUAGCCAUCGCUCGCCACGCCAGGUCACUGAGAUCCUGCAAACGGUGAGGUAGAUAAUGUGAACAGUGUCCAUGAUCAAUCAGAUAUCUUCCUGUUCUGGAAACUAACUCAGCCACUUGUCAAUUCGCCCUUCGAUAGUAACAUUACCGCCAGAUUGGGAGCAAGAACGAAAUUCAGAACCUUCUGAAUAAAAGGUCGGACAUCCAAUUCUUCACGUAUUGGCCGGCUUUCUAUCGUAACGUUCAAUUUCAAGAGGUGUGGCGUUUUCCUUCGAAUAGAUACAACUGCUUUCCAAAUGGCGAAUGGAGAUAAGGUGGACAUAGACGAUACGUCUAUGAGAUUGGGAUGGAUAGAGUUCAAGUCGCAUAUGCGCCAUCUUGUGGUUCUGAGCUUGGGUUCCGAAGUCGCCUGCUAAUCUCCCGUUGAAUCAUAUGACCCUCACAUGAACAGCUUUUUAUGAAAUGCUACCCUUUGUUUGCAUUCGAACCAAUACUGCUGCUACUGUAUACUCAGGGAACGCUGACGAAGUGAUUUGGAGCACAGACAUCUGAGCAUCUGAGGGUGGGGUGUAUUUCAAAGGACUACCGGUGGGCAAAGGGUUCACAAUACGUCUAUCUAGAGCUUCGAGCCUCAACAUUCAUGGGUGGACAAACCAAUAUUCCUUGAUUUCGAGGUUGACACCAGUCUGGAGACUACCAACGAACAACUCAAGUCCUUCCAUAUUACGUCCAAGUCAUUAGUGCAAUUUUGCUAUUCGCUCAAUCUACAGUCUGGAUGGGGUAUGCAUUGCGGCCACGGUUCCAAGGCGCCUUCGGUUAUUAGCUUCCAUUCCUUCGGCAAACUAGUCUGACGGUGUGCCUCUAGAGUCACUCAUGGUCUCGCCUAUUACUAUUUGUCAAGAGCGAAUUGCUCACACGGAUUAUGAUGGUGACGCAAACCCUGACGAGAGAGGACAUAUUGUCCGUUGAGUACAAAAGCACCCGUGGAUGACAAAGGGACUAAGCUCUACUACGAAGAUAGUGGAAUACCGCUCGAUGAAUCUUUGUAUCGUACAAUAAUCGUUAUCCAUGGUGGUUACUUCAACGGAGGUAUGCACACCUAUGACAUUUGGUCUUACAAAGCCUGAUGCAUGGGUAUCUAUCCCAGGCAUUUUCAAACCGGCCUUUCCUUGCGCGAAAUUGAAGAACCUUCGAAUCAUCUCGUUGAACAAACGCGACUACUCCUCCUCGACACCUUACAGCGAGGAGGAGUUGGCGGAGCUCAACAGUCCUGAUGAAGCGAUAAGGAUUGGCUUCGUGAAGAAAAGAGUCGCGGAAGUUGGCGCCUUCAUUGUUUGGCUUAUUCAGAAUGAGAAUAUCCCCACCCCUGUGGGCGGUUCAGUGGAUGACUCCAAGGAGAAGGGUGGGCUUUCAAUUGCUGCUUGGUCUUCCGGCAGUUGUUUAGCUGUGCCAUUCCUUGCCUUCGCGCCCGAACUCAUUGGGAAAGAUUCGCUGGACUUGAUACAAAAGUAUCUCUGCUCUUAUGUCAUGUACGAUGCACCGAAUUUUCCCCACGGGCUCCCAGUCCCGGUCUUGGACGGACAAUAUUACUGUCCCAUUGGUGACCCAGCCCUCACUCACGCAGAGAUAAUCCAGCAAUUCCCAGACUGGUGUUCAGGCUUUUACACUCAUUCACCGUCGGCUCUCUCCGAACUCUCAGCGCCCCUCGAUGCACCCUCCAACUUCAGUAAUGUCACUGAGUUCCUAAGCGCCCUUACGCUAAACCAGGACGUUGAACCAGCUCCUACGAGUAUUCAAAUAUUGCAGGCCGCCUCAGACACAUGUGAACCGGUGCCAAACGUCGCUCGGGCACAUGUUCAAUUGCUCUUCGUCAGCUUCCCGUUCUACGCCGAAUGUUCUGCGAAGGUCUUCCUUAGCCCAAUGCCAAUUUGGCCGAAAGUGAGGAGAGAAGUGGUGGUGUGUGGUCGAAGUUUCGGAUUGACUCUAUAUGCCGCUUGGGAAUUGAAAAGGUUGGUGCAAUUCAGGAAGUCGUUGAUAGAAGGUAAAGGGAAGGAAGGAUGUACGGUGAGAUUUCAUGUUUGGAAGGAUUUCAACCAUACAGUACGUCUCCAUUCUUGUUCCUGACAUCUGAUAAAGUUCACAAUGCACAUGCC